Setaria italica (foxtail millet) is the source of this 1942-nucleotide messenger RNA. RefSeq lists its product as uncharacterized. The transcript has 6 exons. The record is from RefSeq and is a predicted model, not a curated record. The coding region runs from base 426 to 1694 and encodes 422 amino acids. Lineage: Eukaryota; Viridiplantae; Streptophyta; Magnoliopsida; Poales; Poaceae.
UCGGUAGAUUCCCCAGACCUACGCACAGGGAGAGAGGGGGGCCUGCAACCUGCAGGGGACCCUCUCAUCUCAUCUCAUCUCCUCUAGUAUUAUUCUGCCAUGCCCUCCAAUCCCACGCCAACAUUUUGAGCCACGCGCUCUUCCAUCGAUCCGCCCGUGAAUCUUUGCGUCGUCGGCUUCAUGCGCGACGGGCGCCGGGCGCCGGCCUCCCUCUUCGCUUGCCCUCCUGCGAAUAAGAAUCGGCUUUGUUUUGUUUUGUUUGCGUCCCGAUCGAUUUAAAUAGGGGAGAUCGGGCGCAGGUGCUGGCGCGCACGCAGAUUUAAUUUGGUGGUAUUUUCUUGUUCCCUCGGAUUGUCCUUCUCGUUGUCGCCGCCGUCGUCGACGGCGAUACUAACAAGGAGAACGAGGAGGAGGAGGGCGGCAUCAUGAACGCGCACAAGGGGGCAGAAAAGGGAGCCGCCGGCGAGGUGAGGCGGAUCAACGUGGUGUACUUCCUGAGCCGCGGUGGCAGGACGGACCACCCGCACCUCUUCCGCGUCAACCACCUCAACCGCGCCGGCGUCCGCCUCCGCGAUGUUAAGAGGUGGCUCUCGGAGCUCCGCGGCAAGGACAUGCCGGACAAUUACUCGUGGUCUUACAAAAGGAAGUACAAGGCCGGGUACGUGUGGCAGGACCUGAAGGACGACGACCUCAUCACGCCCAUCUCCGACAACGAGUACGUGCUCAAGGGCUGCGACGUCCGUGGAACACCUCCUCCCUGCGUCCAAGCGCCAAGAAGGACUCCUUCGCAAGCCGAGAAGAAACGGGAGGAGGAGGAAGAGACGCCGCGCAAUCAGGAUCACCCCGUGGAAGUUGUUCUGACGCCAGACUCCGGCGAGAGCUCCCCGAAGCCGCCGCCGCCGGCCGACCAGGACUCGCCGGGAGGCUGCGAGUCGGCGCGCCGUGGUACGGCGCCGUUCAAGGUCGAGGAGCCGCAGGGUCUCCGCGAGCAAAGGCAACAUCAGCAGCAGGAAGUGGUGAGCAAGAUCGAGGUGUCACGGUCACAGGAGCUCCGGGAGCUGAAGCAGCAGGAGGAGGAGGAAGCGGCGACCGAAAAGGCGGUGGCGCGGGCGGCGCCGCGUGAGGAGCAGCAGCAGCCGCAGGGAGCGGGCGGCGUUAGGAGCCACGCGCUGGGGUAUCAGCCAGCGAGGAGGAUGCGCGUGGCGCGCGCUCUGCACAACAUGCUGACGUGCGGCGCGGCCGACGCCGACGACGCCGCGCUCCGCCCCGUUGCGCGGCGGCAGCGGCGCAGCGCUGCGGAAGCCGCUGCCGGCGGCGGUGACGACUGGCCGCACACACCGACGUGCCCCGGCAUGGACGGCUGCGGCCUCCGCGUGAGCCGGAAGGCGAGGUCGCGGCGGGGCGGGAAAGACAAGCAGGGCAAGCGCGACGGGCGCGAGCGCGACGCGCACAAGCCGGCCCCCCUGCCGCGUUGCUCGCAAUGCGGGAAGGAGUUCAAGCCGCAGGAGCUGCACGCGCACAUGCAGUCGUGCCGGGGGUUCAAGGAGCGGAUGCGGAGCAGCACCAGCUCCCGGCCCAGCGUGGACAGGAGGCGCAACUCCACCGCCGGCGGCCACAGGGGCAAGCCCGACGACCACUGCUCCUCGGAGCGGCCGUCCUCCGCCUCCGCCGUGUUCCUGCUCACGGAAUCCUGACGCGGUCGAACUGGCUGAUGAGAUCGAUUGCUGAUCUGAAAAAAAAAAUGGAGAGAUGCUAACGACGUUGUGGUGGAACGGGAUGUACAUCGUGCGUGUGUGGGCCGAAGCGGCGCGGCGUUGGCAACUUGGGAUUGUUUGUCUAGUCGAUCAUAUCUGGCAGUGAAAUGUAGACGUUCUUUUGAUCUGGGGAAUUUGCUUGCUUCACCUGUGAAUAACAGAGUCUGCCUGUCUGUGUAUUUGAUUCA